Phaethon lepturus (White-tailed tropicbird) is the source of this 2484-nucleotide messenger RNA. RefSeq names its product DNA helicase MCM9-like. Gene Ontology annotation, biological process: double-strand break repair via homologous recombination. The coding region runs from base 1 to 2484 and encodes 827 amino acids. Gene Ontology annotation, cellular component: MCM complex; nucleus. The transcript has 7 exons. Gene Ontology annotation, molecular function: single-stranded DNA binding; ATP binding; single-stranded DNA helicase activity. NCBI's taxonomy places the organism in Eukaryota, Metazoa, Chordata, Aves, Phaethontiformes, Phaethontidae. The record is from RefSeq and is a predicted model, not a curated record.
AUGGGAAGCUUAAAAGAAUCUGCUCUGCAGAUCCAGGCUAACCUGCCGAACGCUAGUGGGAUUUCUUACCAUUUAAGGAAAAGACUGACUGAAGUAAUUGAUUCUUCAGGUUUGACAGUGACUGCUGUGAAGGACUUUGGGGAGUGGAACUUGGAAGCUGGAGCACUGGUGCUUGCAGAUGGAGGCCUUUGUUGCAUUGAUGAGUUCAAUAGUAUCAAAGAACAUGACAGAACCAGUAUCCAUGAAGCAAUGGAGCAACAAACCAUCAGUGUUGCAAAGGCAGGCUUGGUGUGCAAGCUUAAUACAAGGACAACCAUCCUGGCAGCAACAAACCCAAAAGGCCAUUAUGACCCUAAUGAGUCUGUCUCUGUCAACAUAGCUCUUGGCAGUCCCCUGUUGAGCAGAUUUGACCUGGUCUUAGUAUUGUUAGAUACAAAGAACGAGGAAUGGGACCGCAUCAUUUCAUCUUUCAUCUUGCAAAAUAAAGGUUGCCCAAGCAAAUCAGAAAAGCUCUGGAGCAUGGAAAAGAUGAAAACCUACUUCUGCCUUAUAAAAAGUAUACAGCCAAAAUUGUCUGAUGAGAGCAACCUGAUCCUUGUACGCUACUAUCAAAUGCAGCGUCAGAGUGACUGCAGAAAUGCAGCCCGAACUACCAUUCGCUUAUUAGAGAGUUUGAUACGUCUUGCAGAAGCUCAUGCCCGGCUGAUGUUUAGGGAUACUGUGACUUUGGAAGAUGCUAUAACUGUGGUAUCGGUGAUGGAAUCUUCUAUGCAGGGGGGUGCACUUCUCGGAGGCAUCAAUGCCUUACACACCUCAUUUCCAGAAAAUCCAAUGGCGCAGUACCGAACACAGUGUGAACUCAUAUUGGAACGACUGGAGCUGCAAGAUCUUCUGUGCAAAGAGCUGCAAAGACUUGACAGAUUACAAAAGGAGAAUUCACACCAGCUGCAGCCUGAAGAGACAAGUUUCAGUACUACUACAAGAUGCUCGAACAACGAUACAUUUGGGCAGUCAAAGCAAAUGUCUCAGUCAGAACCUUCAGAUCAGCAAGAGAAUAACUCCAGGCAACAGCCUUCUUUGCCCGAAGGCAACUGUGAAGGGGGUAUACAUUUAGAACCUUUAUGCAACCUGGCACAUGGCAAUAACAAAAAUACAAAGCACUUGAUUAAACAUAGCGAGAGAGGUGGUGAUGGCAGCCUGGCAUGGUUUGACAGCCUGGAGGAGAGCAACACUGAUGCUGAAGACACUUUUCAGAAAAAGUCUCCAGUGCCCAAGGUAUCUCCAAAUAACUUGCCUUCAAAAACCCUGUGUAAAACAUCCUGUUCUGAAGAAAGAAGUGCUUCAAAACCAAGGAAGGGAAAUGGAAUGAGCGAGUCACCAGCAACUGUGAAUCUACAUGCUCCUUUGGAACAGGACAAAGUGUCCAAGAUAGGCAGGAAAAGGACUGAAGAACACAACUGUUUUUCUUCAGAAGCAAAUAGUCAAGAUCCAGCAUCACCAAAUGCUAGUGUGCAGGAUUUAGUUAUUACACAACGCGUUUCUAAAAGGUGGCAGAGAUUGCACACAGAGAAAUCACAUAAAUUCUUUACAAGUACACAGGACCCUGAGGUAAAGGCCCUUCCUUCAGUAUUACUUGCAUCUGGCCUGCCAGAUCUUUCAGGUGAUGCAGAUUCUGUGUUAGGGGAGGAGAACAGCGUAUCUGUAGCAGCAAAAACUGCAACAAUUUCCAUGAGAAAACUAAGUAAAGGUCAAGUAGUGAAGGAAACAAAGGUAGUAAGUUCCCAUGUGCCAGCAAUCUUUGACAGUGAAAGUCCUCCAGCAGCUAAACUAGCUAAAUUUUCUUUCAGACCAAGGACAAAACUUGAUCAUUCUUCAGAGAAGAAAAAUGAAGAGUUUUCUCUUUUUCAGACUGAAACUAUUUUUAAGCCUGGAGAGCAGCUCCAGGGAGAGCAGCUGCCAGAAGAAUGCUGCCCCCCUGAGAAAUGCAAGAUGACAUUAACUUGCUUAGGAAAAAAUAGUUUGGAAAAACAGUCAAUUGAUAAUAAAGGGAGAGAAGAGCACCAUGAUCAGGCCUUAGGGAGGGAGAUCAGAGGAAGUGCAACAAUACGCUCUGAUACCAGUUUUGGUGCUGUGUCAUCACGCACUGAAAGGAAAAGGGAGGGAGAGGAGAAGGUUGGUGGCCCAAGCACAGGGAAGGUGCGCCCCAGCACAUUAGCCAAACUGUUGACAUUCUCCUUUGCAUCAUGUCCUGAGUCAAAAUUGGAAACCCCACCUACGAUUAAGAUGGACACUAGCAAGGAAAGCCAUAGCCCAUUGCUGAAGGUGCAUGUGAGCAAUCCUAGCAGAAGGAAGAGUUUUGCAUUGGGAAAUGCUAGUAAAGCCAAUGUGGCCACACAGAAAUCUCUCUUCUCGAUAGCAGAGCUAGAUGAUGCUGCAUUGGAUUUUGAUUGGAUUGAAGAGGUUAGGAAAAAUCCAAGCACGUAA